Molecule: messenger RNA, 330 nt
Organism: Ambispora gerdemannii
Lineage: Eukaryota; Fungi; Glomeromycota; Glomeromycetes; Archaeosporales; Ambisporaceae
Source: the annotation of a GenBank genome assembly
GCUGACGCCAACGAAGUAAAUAAAUUAAUUGCACCAUUCUUUGAUGCUGUGGUCUAUCAAAUGGAACUCGUAAAUAAGUGUUGGCUUGUUCAAAAGUAUCUCAACCUCGCCGGAGAUAGUAAGGAAGUAAAACAAAGCAUAAAAGAUUUGCCAAAAACGUUGGCCACCAUUAUUUAUAAUAGUGUUGCCCUUCGUAACGAAUUAAUUGGACUCGUAAGUGCAAUGAAAGCAAUUUCCGAAGAUUAUAAACUAUUUAUUGAAAUCUUCAACGACGAUGACUCCAAGGAUUUGGCCAUAACAGAAUACCGAAGAUCCAUUGAAAGAUCUUAA